AUGGUAAAAAAGAAACUGAACAGGUCACUUUUUUCCGCCAUAGUUGAACAAAUCGAUCCCGAAUCCUUAUCAGCUGAAUACCAUCGCGUUGACAACGAAUAUUUUGCUGCAUUCAAUUCGCUUGACGGUGUUGAAAAGUUUCAUAAUCAAAUCAACGAAAAGCGCACGAUGAUUGCUGAGCAAGAGGCAGCAGACAAUGCCAGCGAAGAAGAAGAUGAUGAUGAUGAUACGGAUAUGAAAUCGUUUGCUCAACAAUUUCUUAUUGAUACACCUGAAGCAGAUCAAGCGAGAAAAGAAAACGCAACGACAUCUGUGAAGACUAAUGUGGAUACGAGAAGAACAAGACGACGGCGAAAUAUUCGGGAUUUGCCGCAAUCGAGUAAUUUUAUAUUUAUGUCCGAUAAUGAUGAUGAUAACGAACCUGGAAAUAUCUUCGAUAGUUUAAAAGAAAAACGAUUUUCUCAUCGGUCGAAUCGGAUCGCGUACGAAGAUAUGAGUUCCAUUCUUUUAACAUUAGAUGUUACACAGAAGAAAUCAAAGAAAAAUUUAGAUAGUCAAGAGCCAACUAUUGCUAUUGAAUUAGCAGAACCAUCGAUGAUCAAAUGUGAACCUACUGAACCUGAACAUCUUAUCAUCAGUCAUGUAAUUGAAGCUAAAGAGGAACCAGUCGAAUUGAAUGUUAUUCCAACUGUACCAAUGGGUUUCGGAACCCCCGAAUAUUCUGGUCGCUUGGAUAACUAUGUGCAAAACAUUCAUCGUGCAUGCUCAACGAAUGUUUCCAUAUCCGAUUCUGUACUGUCCCGACCGAAACGUAUCCGUAAGCGAAAACGACUGUAUAUCGAAGAAAGUGAAGCAGCAAUUAAACCGAAAAGACUACGAAAAAAACGCGUACAAAUCAAUCCGCCGUCAACAUUAUUAACUGACGCCGAAAUCGAACAACAAUUUGGUGAACGUUUGUCACCAACAGUCAAGUCCGAGUGUAACGAUGAAAAUCGAACAGAUGUUUUAGAACUUGAGCCAAUAUUUCAAACGCCAAUUGAGAAAGCAAGAGCAAAGUUCAAAAAUGCACUAGAACGCGGCCAUACUCCAGAUACAUUUUUACUCAAAAUUCGUUCUCGGGAAAGUAAAAUGAUUGAAGUUGAAUUGGCGAUCUACGGUACAGCUGACUGGCACGCGCACCGAACAAAGGUUCUUGCGAAAAUCGAGGAGGCACUUCGCGGUCUUCGUGUCAGUUGGACCAAAAUCGACAUUCGUGUUGAUGAUUAUGAUGUACAAAUCUGUACGUCACCACAAGCAGCCUUAGCAACACCCCCAGUAACUAUAUCCAAUAGUAAUUCCUCAUGGUUUUUAAAAGCUUUGAGCGAAUGUGGACCACUAAUUGUUCACAUUCAUGAUCGACGCUAUCCUCAUCAACGACAUUGGACUAAGUGUAUAUGUUCUCAAUGUUCUCCAAAUAAUCUAACACCUGAAACUUCAUUACCGGUGAUUGUUAGUGUUUCUCCGGCUAAAACAUCUCCUCAUCGUUUAUCAUCACCGAGUAUUCUACCAACAGAUUUUAAGCAACUCACUCAGCAACACGGCAUCAACAUAGUCAGUUCGAUCACACAGUGUCUUCGGGACUUAACACUAAUUGUUAGUGUGCACACAGCGUUAGCUUAUCUUCAGUCAUCGACUGAGGAUUAUCAAUCAAGAUAUCAACAUGUGCUUGAUCCGAUGAAAUCUCCUAAGAAAAACAGUGCAAAUGCAACAGUAUCGAAAUAUUUUAUUGGACCGGACAUUUUAGCAUUCGAGAAAAUCAUCAAACAAAGCAAAGCGAACAUACGUAAUGCCCACUCGAUGAGAAGUGUGAUUUUUCAAAGUAUUCCACGAACGCCAUUAUCUAAAAUGAUCAAAACAACAACAGUGAUUCUUCCGAAACACAGAACAACUGGACAUCCAUUGAUUUUAAAUCGUUCGCACAAACGUCAUCGAAAUUCUGCUUCGACAAGUGAAACCACUACUAAUAACAAUAGCGUGAAACAACAAGCACAUUUCACGCCAAUUAUAGAGCUGAAACCAAUUCUGGGUGGGUCAACUCAUACCGACGAAGAACCCAUUCGCAAAGUAACAAAAAUCAUCUCAACCAAUACAAUACAGAAAGACGCACAACGAAUCAAUACAAUCACUACACAAGAAAUCGCACCUCGUGUUAUUCGCUUAUCUAUCGCAAAAACAUCGCCGAGUUCGAGUACAAUCCAUUUAGUACCAUUUCAAUCGUCGAUGAAUCAAAUCGGAAGUUCGCCCUUAAUCCCCAAACAAAUCAAUAUCAUCAAACCAUUAAACUCAUCAUCAAUUACUCCAGCUGUUAAAUUAGCAAAUCCAGUUCUCAUUUCCAAUCGAUCCCAACAGCCACUGAUUAAGUAA
Messenger RNA from Adineta ricciae, 2403 nucleotides. The record is from the annotation of a GenBank genome assembly. Lineage: Eukaryota; Metazoa; Rotifera; Eurotatoria; Adinetida; Adinetidae.